This is a messenger RNA of Suillus paluster, 1128 nucleotides long. RefSeq lists its product as uncharacterized. NCBI's taxonomy places the organism in Eukaryota, Fungi, Basidiomycota, Agaricomycetes, Boletales, Suillaceae. The record is from RefSeq and is a predicted model, not a curated record. The transcript is spliced from 5 exons. Bases 1 to 1128 code for a protein of 375 amino acids.
AUGUCUCAAGUAACUCAAUACCGCUAUGCUGAUGAAUCUUCAUCAGCUGACGAAGCUUUGUUGUCCAAUGAGGGGGUCGGGUCCACGCAUGGCGUCGUUCAAGGGUCGAUCUCUAAUCCAUUCAAUGUCAAGCCGCAACUCAACCAAGAUCGCGCCAUUCUAAACAUGAAGUGGAGGCAAGAGGUCAAGAAUGCGCAGCUUGAAAACCAGGCGCUGAAAGAACAACUCCGCACCGUGGAGGAGCAAAACAAAGUACUAUCAGCCAAUAAGGGUUGUCGCAAGCAGGACACUGCCGUUUCGGAAGAUAUCGUAGCAUUUGAAGGGGAACUCAAGGUUUGUGUGAAAUGCUAUGGUCUUAUGGUCAACAUGUUCCCACCACCAGCAGCCCUGCUCAAAACAACACUUCCCAACCCUCUACCGCCAUUCAAUACAGCUGCGCAGUAUGCUACUACGGGUUCGCAGGAGCUCGCAUGUCUGGUGGAAUUGUACAACACGCUUCCUCAGCACCUGCACCACCUGGUGCCAAUGAAUCGGUUUUCGAACAUGUUUUCUAAGGCAGUAUGUGCUGGUUGUGCCUCCGAGCUUAACAAGCUCAGGAGUGCUGCGGGUCAGAUUUUCGAACUACCCCAGCAUUACUUUGCAAUCUUAUAUGCUCGUGAUGCAGAACCCGAUAUUCACCGACUACUUGGCAUCACGGGAAAAGCUGGCGAGUUGUAUCCCCUUUUGCCACCACUACUGUUUCCUGGGAACAUUGCUGACUGCACUCGUAAAAUGCUGUUUGGUAAUUGGCAACCUAUUGCUAAGGGUGGUGCUCCGCCCAAUGCAGUCAAGUGGGGUGUUACAGCAGUGACACCUGGGGCUGUGGCUUGGGCGAUUGUUGCAAACAUCUUUUUAUUAUCCCCUGACCAGGAGUUUCCCCAAGAAGGCAAAGGGAAGACCUCGCGAAUCAACUACGGCACGCUCUACGCAUUCUUGAAAGAACUUCUGCUCUGCGACUGGGAGAAGCCUCACCUAAAGGGGAUCAUCAAACACAUCAAUACCUUUGUUUUCGAGCGAACUUCUCGCCGCCCCACUCACAAUACCGAGGAUUCGGCUGACGAUCUUCAAGAAGAGAUGCGUCUCGCUUGA